AUGGCAUCUCUCAACCACAUCCUGGUCCUCGGUGUGGGUCUCCUUGCCAUGGCUAGAGCAGAAGGUCCACAGGAACAUGACCCAUUCACCUACGACUAUCAGUCCCUGAGGAUCGGAGGCCUCGUCAUCGCCGGGGUCCUCUUCAUUCUGGGAAUCCUCAUCAUCCUUAGCAGAAAGUGCCGCUGCAAAUUCAACCAGCAGCAGAGGACUGGGGAGCCUGACGAAGAGGAGGGAACUUUCCGCAGCUCCAUCCGCCGUCUGUCCAGCCGCAGGCGGUAG
This is a messenger RNA of Pipistrellus nathusii (Nathusius's pipistrelle), 279 nucleotides long. The record is from the annotation of a GenBank genome assembly. NCBI's taxonomy places the organism in Eukaryota, Metazoa, Chordata, Mammalia, Chiroptera, Vespertilionidae.